UGUUGCAAAAAGUAGACCCAGAGUUACGCUGCUGCUGCUGAAUCGCUGAAUGAAUCUAUCUCAUCUCGUCUCAUCUCGUCUCAUGCUCCGGUUUGAUAAUUGCUGCUUCUGAGACGAAGCCUUGCCACUGCCACUGUCUUCCGACUACUGGCACUUGUUCUCUUCAAAGUUCAAUGGCGAGUAAUUUCUUGGCCUCUCGAAUAGGAACCGCACCACCACUGGAGAAUCAAAUCCCUGAAAGAUCUUACGUAGCUCUUGCAACUUGUAUGAUCCACAACUGUUGCAGUGAACCAACUUUUUUCAUGGUCCAAACUUCAAAGAUUCGCAUAAAGUCUCUGCCAUUCCCCCAAAGGAGUUUUCAGUCAACAAGACGACAGUGGAGAAUAGCCUUUGCCUUGGACACAGGUGGGGUUCCUGAUGAGGGUGGGCAAGAGGGCAUCAAUGGCAACAACUCUAAUCUCAAUGCCACCCGGUUGGGUCGGAUAGUGACUGCAGGUGGGAGACAGCUACUGGAGAAGCUGAAUUUAGCCAGGAGAAAUUUUCCAAUGAAAAUAUUUCUUCUUCUUUUGGGUUUCUACACGGCAAAUGCGUUGGCUACAAUCCUUGGGCAGACGGGGGAUUGGGAUGUUUUGGUUGCGGGUAUAGUGGUUGCUGCCAUUGAAGGUAUUGGCAUGCUAAUGUAUAGAAAGCCCCCCUCUCAAUCGAGUGGGAGGCUCAAGUCGUUUGUCAUGAUGGUGAAUUACUGGAAGGCAGGUGUUUGCCUAGGCCUCUUUGUGGAUGCUUUUAAAUUGGGUAGUUAAAGGUGCUUCUACAGUUGUACCCACCUCAAGUUUGGAAGAUGGAGAUUUACUACUAAACUUACUUGUGUUUUUAAGUUUUAACGCCCUUUAUCCGUCGGUAGGUUGUCCAGUCUAGAUCCACCUUUAUUGUAAGAUGACCAAUCUCAACUAAAUUUUUGCGAAUAAAAGUUUGCCCUGUA
Pyrus x bretschneideri (Chinese white pear) is the source of this 979-nucleotide messenger RNA. RefSeq names its product ycf20-like protein. The transcript is spliced from 3 exons. Lineage: Eukaryota; Viridiplantae; Streptophyta; Magnoliopsida; Rosales; Rosaceae. The coding region runs from base 174 to 800 and encodes 208 amino acids. The record is from RefSeq and is a predicted model, not a curated record.